AUGCGUGUUUCGACCAUGUCCAUGUCGGCUCUGGCCGCCGCCAGCCAGGCUGCAGCCCUUAGCCAAGCUGAACGCGCUGCCGCUGUCAAGAACACCUUCCAGAUCGCCUGGGAUGGUUACUACGAGCAUGCUUUUCCCCAUGACCAGCUGCAUCCGUUGGACAACACCAGCGACGAUGGCUUCGGCGGCUGGGGUGCCUCUGCUAUUGACGGCUUCUCGACUGCCAUUGUCAUGGGCCACAAGGAAAUCGUCCACGAUAUUCUCGACUUCGUUCCCAAGAUCGACUUCACUAGCUCCAACGAGACCAUCGUCAGUCUGUUCGAGACCACGAUUCGCUACCUGGGAGGUCUCCUGUCUGCCUACGACCUGCUGACCGGUCCGGCUGCUCAUCUGGUCGAUGACAAGGACAAGGAUAAGGUCAAGGCCAUUUUGACCCAAGCCACCAGCCUGGCUGAUACCUUGAGCUACGCUUUCGACACUGAGUCGGGUAUCCCUGUCAACAACUUGGCAUUGGCCAACCACAGCGACGACGGCUCUACAACGGCCGGUAUCGCCCAGGCCGGUACUCUGGUUCUGGAAUGGACUCGUCUGUCCGACCUGACUGGCAAUGACACCUAUGGCAAGCUCGCUCGGAAGGCCCAAUCCCACAUCCUCGACCCGAAGCCCUCGUGGGCGCAGCCUUUCCCGGGUCUGGUUGGCAGCACUCUCGACAUCGCCAGCGGCGAGUUCACCGACAACUACGUCACCUGGAACGGUGGUGACGACUCUUACUACGAGUACCUGAUCAAAUUCUGGCUCUAUGACUCGCAGUACACUGAAUACCGUGACACUUGGCUGAGCGCGGCUAAUUCGACUAUUUCCGAGCUGCUCUCGCACCCGGAAAGCCGCCCGGAUUUGACCUUUGUCAACAUUUGGAACAACGGCACUGUCAUCAAGACGAGCGAGCACUUGACUGGCUUUAUUGGCGGCAACUUUUUGCUGGCCGGCUCUGUCCUCAACGACAAGAAACUUUUGGACACUGGUCUUGCCUUCACCGACUCAUGGCAUCAAACUUACAACGGAACCGCCACCCACAUUGGCCCUGAGAUCUUUGCUUGGGACAAGGAAGGUGUUCCUGCCGACCAGUCCGACUUUUACGAGAAGAACGGUUUCUACAUCACCGGUUCCACCUAUGUCUUGCGCCCUGAAGUCGUAGAGAGCUUCUACUACGCCUGGCGCAUCACUGGUGAGGAGAAGUACCGUGAGUGGGCUUGGGACGCUUACCUUGCUGUCAACGCGACCUGCUUUGGUGGCUCUGGAUACUCUGGUCUCUCUGACGUCAAUGCCCCCCACGGUGGGAAGCAGGACAACCUUCAGGAGUCCUUCCUGUUUGCUGAGGUGCUGAAAUACAUGUACCUGGCCCAGGCUGAUGACGCCGAAUGGCAAAUCCAGGCCAAUGGAUCGAACAAACAGUACAAAAUGCCUGCCUUGACCUUGCAUCUCAUUGCUUUCAAAGAUCCCUUUCAGGAUCCGACGGCCUUUGUCGACAAACUCAAAGCUUCGCCGGGCGUCCAUGUCGUCGUCGCCUCUCGUCCACGACACAUUGUCGUUCGUCCUUCUAAACUCGACGUCAACCCACUCACCACACAGCGAUGGGAUGUGAUGCUACUUUUACAGCAAACCCAAGGACUAUCAUCAUCCGCUUCGCCCAUCCCGGCGCACCUACAAUCAGCUAUCAGCGCCGAGUAUCGCAUUCUCGCCGGCAUCCCAUCAAAACUGCUCACGACUUACCCCGAGCGAGAUGCAAAGCUGAAACAGGGAUCCCAGCAGCCGCCGCCACUGACGGGAUCUCUCGAUGAGAUUAGGCGUAGCAGCAAGGAGACAUCGCAGAACCUCGAAGUGUCGCCUGAGCUACUGGCGUUUAUGGACCAGCUGAGUGUUGACCACGAUAAGCCCGUGACGAUGCUGAAUUUGCUGCAUUUCCAUCAUCCGGAUGGGAAGAAGAACUACUUUGAAUACGGACAGGCCUUCGUCCCCGUUGCUGGAAAACGGGGAGGAGACGCCAAACUGGUGGGAAACGUUGUCAAGCCCCCUUCAACACAGCAAAACGACUCUCGCCGACAGCACGACCAAGCAGAGCACGAGUGGUGGAACGAGAUUUCGAUUGUGCACUAUCCGUCCAUCCGGCAUUUCUGUGACAUGUUGGCGGGUCAGGAUUACCAGGAGAUCAACGAGAAGCACCGGCUCAAGGUGGGUUAUAUCCAGUGCAUAUAUGAAUUCCAGACUCUGGCGGACAAUGUUUUGGAAAUGCUAGCGUCAGUGUUUCAGUACGAUGCUCUUCCAGAGACUUCUGGUGGAUCAAAGAGCAAAGACCUGCCCUAUAGAGUUGGAGUUUGGGACAUGUUCCGGUUGUGGCCAUCAAGAUUUCAAUGCUAUCCUCCUCUCUUCCAUCGCAUCGAAGCGGGAGACAGAUAUGGCAAAUCUCUGGCUCCUGUACGCUUCAUACACGCCAAAAUGUAUCUCCCCCGGGGCUUGAUAUCGCACCUCUACCUGCAGCUCCUUCGCUCGCACCACCCGCUGUCUCCGCCGGUCCUGAUCCUCGUUGCCCUCGAGCCCGACGCUCUCUGCGCCUGCCGGAUCCUGACGACGCUGCUGAAACGCGACUAUAUAGCUCACAAAAUCCAGCCAAUUGCCGGCUAUGGCGAUCUCGCACGCGCGGGCGAGGAAUUGGUGCGACCCCUGCGAACCACCGAGGGUGGCAGCGGCGGCGUGGUCAUCUGUCUUGGGGUCGGCGGUCUGGUCGAUCUCAGCGAGAUUCUGUGCCUUACAAAUGCGGACGAUGAUGAGGCAGCGGCGUCUGACGACACGGGCGGUGUUGAGGCGUGGGUUAUUGACGCCCGACGACCGUGGAAUUUGGUCAAUGUCUUUGGCGGCCAGUGGCAGCAACAACAGUCGCGCGACACUUUGGACGAAUUAGACCCUACUGCCCGUCGGAAAACCCGUGGUGUGGACAAGGGCGGCCUGACUCGCCAAUAUACAGCUGGUCAGGGAGGCGUGAUUGUGUUCGACGACGGUGAUAUCGAGGAGGAACUGUCAAAGGAACGCGAUGCGUACUACGCGCUCGAGGAGAUGCCCGAGGUCGACGAUGAUGGCGACGACCUUUCGGACUCCGCAAGCGAAGACGACGGCGACGACUUUGGAAUGGGUUCAAAGAAACGCAAAUCCUGGUCGGGCCGUGAGGAGGAAGACAGCGAAGACGAGGAAGAUGAACGACCGCGUCAGCGAAGACGGAGCAAUUCAAGCUCCCCAGUUCCCUCGUCGCCCAGUAAUCGACGGCGAGCAAUAGGCCACGAUUCCUCGAAUUCUUCACGCACGCCGUCCCCAGAGCCAAAUAUUAUGUCCCCGCUGGUGUCGAGACAACCGUCGGCACGAACGCUGAGACGGCGGCUUUUACGAUUGAAAAGAAAACACGAAAGUAUACUACAAGCAUAUUACAGUACGGGCACAGCCUACUCGGAACCGAUUUCUUCAAUGAUGUACUCAUUAGCCUCUGAGUUGGGCCGCGAAGACAACGAUCUCUUGUGGCUAGCCAUCGUGGGAGCUUCGAGCAUGGAGCUCUCGGGCCGCACAAUGGCCGGUGUUGGCAUCUCGAGCUCGUCUGAAUCUGGAGGGUCGGCAGGCUGGGGCGGAUCACGAGGUGAACACGUUCGACAGAUCUUGCGAGACGAAGUUCAUCGACUCAAUCCACCUGACAGCGCAGAGAGCGGGCGAGACGUGCCCGGUUCAAGCUCCGAUAUGAUCCCCACGACAGCUCGAUCUCCAACGGAUACGUCAAUCCGGCUGUCUCCAGAGCCACGGUUUCUCCUCGUGCGACACUGGUCUUUAUAUGAAAGCAUGCUGCACAGCCACUAUCUUGCAUCGCGGCUGCAUGUCUGGACGGAACAUGGCCGCAAGAGACUGCAUAAGCUGCUUGCCAAAAUGGGAAUUAGUUUAACCCAGUGUCACCAGAACUACACCCAUAUGGACAUGGAGCUGAAGCGUGUACUGCGCUCGCGAUUGCUGAAAUAUGCCCCGAUGUAUGGCCUGGACGGACUGGUUCCCCCGCCUGCAUCUGGACAUAGCAACAACCGGCAGGGCUGGGGAUUUGUUCGUAGCUGGGGGUGGAAAGCUUGCCUGUCUGCCACAGACGUUGCUGUCAUCCUGGGCUCAAUUCUAGAAGUCGGCCCCGGCGCAUGGGAAGCAGGCUCUUCCUUUCGACCUCAGAUCACGAAUGGUACCGGACAGUCAGAGCUGCCUUCUGAAACAGACCCUGCCAACCUGCACCCUCGGUUCUGGAGUGCCUACGAUGCCCUGUCACCGACUGGCUCUGAUUCUCCCACCUUGCUUGUUGAGUCACUGCCCAUAGCAAAACAUCUCCACCGAGCUAUUCUCCGAACGGGGACGUCGCUGCUCUCCAAACACCAGAUUCGACAUCUGCGUGCUUUCCGUAUCGCCGUUGUUAAGGAGGGCCCAGAUGUCAAACUUUUCACGAACCCGGGCGCGUUGACAAAACUUGCCCUCUGGGUAGCCGAGGCCAUUCAAGUGCAAGAGCGUGACCGUAGUGAGACAAAGAUGGGCAAGAAAAAGAUCCUGGGCACACCGCUCGUCCUGGCAGGACUAGACGAAGACCGCGGAGUGUACGUGGUAGUUGGCACAGGAGGCGGCGGCGGCGUCGUCGACUUUGCAGCGAUUGCGAAGAAGCAAGAAGCCCAGCGCACCAAGAAAGAAGCCAAGGACAAAAAGAGAAAAGAACGAGAAGAGCGUCGCAGAAAAAGAGCUGCCGAGCGCGCUCGUCAAAACGAGGACGACGACGACGACGAGGAAGAAGAAGACGAGACCGAAGACGACGAUUCCUCGUCUGGAUCGGACUCGGACGAUGGACCCGAGGACGACAAGGGAUUCCUUGGAAAUAAAAAUCUCGUUCGCAAUCGAUUUGGUAUUGCGUUUCAAGAAGUCGUCCAAGAAACCAGUGCUCGUGUCCGCAUCGACAGCUUUGAACAUUGCGUUGUCGAAGUGCAAAAGGAGGAUUUGGGCGGGUUUCUUGAAGCUUUGAGUUUUAGGAGUGUUGUUGGUUAA
Messenger RNA from Talaromyces rugulosus, 5094 nucleotides. RefSeq lists its product as uncharacterized. The transcript has 9 exons. Gene Ontology annotation, cellular component: membrane; DNA replication preinitiation complex. The record is from RefSeq and is a predicted model, not a curated record. Gene Ontology annotation, biological process: DNA replication initiation; carbohydrate metabolic process; mitotic DNA replication preinitiation complex assembly. Bases 1 to 5094 code for a protein of 1697 amino acids. Gene Ontology annotation, molecular function: DNA replication origin binding; single-stranded DNA binding; mannosyl-oligosaccharide 1,2-alpha-mannosidase activity. Lineage: Eukaryota; Fungi; Ascomycota; Eurotiomycetes; Eurotiales; Trichocomaceae.